AUGGGGUGCUUGUAUAUCGUCAUUAUUAUAUUUUACUUAUGCUGUCGUCAAGACACUGAUAAAGUUUCUUCAGUUGCAAAUGUGCACGUCUGUUGUAACAAACAAUUACUGUUCGUUUCUCCAGGUGGUUUGUUGAUUCUUGAUCCGCGCUCAGUAAAAGAAAUGGAUGAUAUCGAACAAGCAAUUGACGAGGAGCUGAUGAAAUUAAACCUAAACCCCUCUGAAAACGAUAUAGAGUCUGACGACGACAGCUUUACUGGUUUAAAUAGUAAUCUGCCUGUUGAAGGUGAGCUGCCUGACUCAGUGCUCAUGUAUAUUGAAGCUUCAAGAAAUCAGAUCAAUGCUUUUGAACAUUUAAUCCUUGAAGAUGUUGAAGAAAAGGACUUUUCAAGCCAGGAACUGUGUCAUCUUAAUCACAGUAAUAAUACUGCAACUAAACCAGCUUCAGAUUUCAUAGACGACCCCAUCAAUUGGAAAGAGAGAGUAAUCUCCGAAUUACAAUUUGGACUUCUAAGGGAUGUCGAGCCACAGAAAUCCCAGCAGGAGAUUACAAAUACGUCAUGCAUGGAAGAUAUAACUGCAUGUGAUAUUACCACUGAGAGUGAAUUGCAACUUAGUCUUGAGUGGAGAGAAUUAGAGAAAAGACUAAAUGAGGAAGAGGAGCAGAAACUAGCAGCACAGGUGGUAGAAAGAGAGCUACAUUUGAACUCAGAAAGAGAAGAAGAAGAACGGAGGAGGAAAAGACUAAUGAAGUUUGAGGAGGAGCUGAAGAAGAUAGGGAAGUUUCAAAAUGAUGGAGGAAAGGUUUAUCACGCAGAAGAUCUUCAAGCGGAGCUGGAUAAGCAGCAGACUUUAAUACAGAAACUGGAGGAGCAGAUGAAGGAGGAGAGACAGGCUUUUGAGGAGGCUCAGGAAGAGGAGAGAAGGAGAACACAGAAGCUUUAUUGCAGAGCAGCCACAAAACUCCAAGCGGCUCUCAGAGGAACGUUAGUUCGUCGCUGGAGCAAAAUAGAGCUGAGCAGAAAGAGAGAGGAGGAGAAAAAACGUGAGCAGGAGAAGAGAGAAUUGGAGAAGCUGAAGAAGGAGAGACAGGAAGAAAAAAAGAGGAUUGAGGAGGAAGAGCGCAUUCAGAGAGAGGAGUCAGAGAGGCGGAGAGCAGAUUAUGAAAGAGCAAAAGAACAAGAGCGCCAUCGUCUGGAGAAAGAACAAAAUGUUGAACAGCUGAAAAAGGAAGAUGAGAUGAGGAGGGAGAGAAUUAAGAAGGAGGAGAAGAAUAACAUUACAACUGUUAAUGAUGAUUGCAGAAGACAGGACAUGGAUGUAGACAAAACCAAUAAAGAAAAGGAGAGAACAGAAGCUAAACAGGACCUUCAGGUGGAGGAUCAAUGUAAAAUAGAGAAGGAAAGAGACGGAACGAACAAAAUCAAUGUGCUUAUUGUGCAAACAGAAAACAAAGACAAUGUGCUCAAUGCAAAAGGAACAGGAGAAAAUUAUGAAAGAGUUAAAAUACUGGAUAAGACAUCAGAGGAUGACAUAAGCACAAUAGACAAACAGGAUAUAUCCCAAAGCAUAAACGCAUUAGAUUACACAAAGGCUCAGAUAAACAGUUAUAAAGAGAGAAUAAAGAGCUGUGGAGAAGAAACUGAAGUUGAAAGCAAUGAAAAGCCUGAACAAUCAAGAAAAAUGACCAAAACCUCUACACACUCCGACAUAAAUGCACAUCAAGGUCUUUCCAAUAACCUUUCCAUUAGUCCAGUUGGUUUUCCAAGUGUUUCAGAUCAUGCUAAGAGCAUAAACACAGACUUGAUAAUGCCUGCUUCUGAUUUGAAUGCAAAAUCAACUGAAAUGGAAAGUAGCUUAUAUCGAAAUACUACAGAAAGGGAGAUUAAGAAAUUUAAAGUAGAAAGCCAAGAAUCGGUUUCAGUAUGUCUUCCUGACAGCACAGAGCAGAAGCGGCUGGCCUGGAUGAUGAGCUGCACUCCAUGGCCCAAACUGUCAAUGCAGAAUAAAAGGAAGGAUCAAUCCAAAAAGAGAAAAGCAAGAAAAAGGGGACCCAGUUUACCUCCUCUGUCUGAGGAUGCUAUACUUAAAACAGGGGCUUGGAACUCUCUCAAACAGGUUACAACAGUGAUGCUGGAAGACCUGCCGGGCUGCAGCUUGUCCACACUGUCUCAGUGUCAAAAACUGCAGACUUUGUCUCUUAGGCGUUGCGGACUUACAUCUUUGGAUGGAUUAAACCAUUGCACUCAAAUCAGAUACAUUGAUGUUCAAGAGAACUCAAUUACCCAUGUGGACUGUGGAGGUCUGGCCAACCUUCAGAUCCUCCUCCUGGGCAGGAACCAGCUGAUGAACAUCCACGGUCUUGAUGAAGCUGAAAAUCUGCAAACUCUUCAGCUCUCACACAACAACAUCUCUCUCAUCAGUGGUUUAGGAGCCCUGAAAAUGCUUCUGCAAUUGUCAGUGGACCAUAACCAGCUGCUCAGCACCAGAGGUUUGAAGGAAAUUUACACCCUUCUGCAUCUGGACUGUUCGUACAAUUACCUAAGCCACGUUGAGGGUUUAGAGAAUUGCGCUCUUCUUAACACACUGGACCUCAGAGGAAACAGUCUGACUGAGCUGCCUGCCCUGCAGAACCACGUCCUUUUGAGGGACCUCUACCUGGAUGACAAUCUCAUACCUACUCUUGAUUAUCUGGAAUCAUAUUGGCUGCCUUUGCUCCAAAACCUCUCUGUGGUCCAAAACAGCAUAACUCAUUUAAGUCCACUCUUGAACCUUGUGUCUCUGAGAACACUGGAUGUCAGUCAUAACUGUCUGUCAGACUUGCGGGACCUUUGUUUGAAUCUUCAGGAGUGCAUCAGUCUCCAAGAACUUAACCUGACUGGUAACCCAUUACAGCAGGAAAACAACUGGAGGUCCUUGAUUCUGGAGACAGUGCCUGGUUUGAUUAAGUUGAAUAAUGAGCAGAUUGCGGCAGCAGCAGUGGCAGCGGGGCUCUGGAAAUGUCCAGAACAGAAGUGGAGUUUCCAGGCUCUCUGUCAAGCACAGCAAAAGCAGCGUCAUUCACUCCUUCAGCAGCAGAAGAUGGAGAUCAGUUCUGCAGCCACUCAACAUGACGCCCAGCUUCUUGCCAUCGGCCAUCAAACAGACCUGUUCAGACUGGCAGUGGAGCAACGUUAUGCCCAUGAAUACGGUGACAGCUGUGUCACAGAGAAUCCUGCACUGACAACAGCUUUCAGUGGUCCAUGUGCUUUUCCUAAAGCAUCUUUAUCGGAAAAUCCAGAGAAACAUCAUCUGCUUACAAGAGACUGGCACAAACACAAUCCACAGAAGCCUCCAAAUCCUCAAUCUCACCUUGAACUUCAAUCUGCUGACUACAUAGAGACGCAAAGCGUGAAGAAACCUGUUCAGGCACUCAACCUGAAAAUAGCGGCAGCUGUGGUGAUCCAACGAUUCUGGCGAAGGAGAUGCAUAAUGAAGAGACGCGAGGGCCUCCCUGACUUAAUUGAAAAAACCAACACAAAAUUAAAGCUUCAUAAGGUGGACGAUAGCUGCAUCGAGAGACCUGAGAGGGAACGGGCUGCUGUUGUUAUUCAGGCUGCAUGGAGGGGCUUCUUUCUGCGGAAAAGGCUGGCCCGUGCUUUAGCUGCUGCUCAGAUCAUAGAGAGCGAUGAGGACUUUGAAGAGGUGGACAUGGACGAAUUCAUUUUUGAUGAGAAAGAGUUGGAGAAAGACUGGAUAACCCUGCAUUCCAAUGCUUUACCGUCCAGAAUGAUGCCAUUUUCGGAAGAGCUGCUUUUGCCAAAGCCUCCACUUCUUCAUCCGGUGCCACCAAAGACUCUACCUGUAUUUCCACAGCAACCAAAAAAUGCCUGGUCUGAUCGGGAAGAUGCAGCCUGCUUGGAGCAACAUGUUUCUCCUUCUGCUAACCUCAGCAGCAGAUCAGAGGAAUCAGAAAAAAUCCUUGAAGAAUGGGGCAUCACCAACGACACCACCGCCCUUCUCAUCCUGAAGAGAGCUAAUAAAAUGAAGGGCAGAAAACAACAGCAGAAGAGAUUAUUGGACCCAAAUCAACGUUUGGCCCUGUUCAGAAGCCACAGUAAGCAGUAUGUUUCAGCAGAAGCUCAACGACAAACACGUCCUACUUUUAAGGACAACUAUAAAGGUCGCCAAAGAGUAAAUGAAGUUCACAAAUCACCAAAAGCAGAGGACAAACAAACUUACAGGGAGAGAGGUUAUCAGUGGCUGGACUCCUCAGAUAUGGGACGGGAUCAUUUUCUCCCUGAUAUUGGCCCUGAUAUUCUUAAUGGUGGGAGGGUACAGCUUGUGGCCACUGGGGACAGAGAUGGUGUAGAUUCAGUCACAAGGUUUUGGACAGAGCCCACUAGUGUCUCUCCAACUUCUAAAACACAUACUCAGGCUCGGAGAUUCUCAGCUGAAAACAAAAAAAUAGAAGUGCCAUCACCCCCCAGAGUCAGUUCAGCCCCAAUCCGAAAUGAACGCAUCUCGUUUCGGGACAAUCCAGUGCAGCGCAGCGGAGGCUGGGGUGGAGGAAAGAAAAGGGCCAAAACUGAACAAGUAAAAAGAUAACCACAUCAUCUUGUGUUUGUUGCUCUGAGAUAAUAUUGAUUCAGUUUUUCCUUUUGUUUUCGCCCUUCGUGUGUAUUCAGAAUGUGAUAGAUGUCUUGUUGAUAUAAGCCUCUAACAAGACUUACAAUGCACAUUUGAUCUCUGCUGAAAUUCCAAGCAGCUGCUGUUUUUACUAAAAUCCAGCUUCCUCUCUUCUCAAAUGAAUUAGAAGCAAUGGAUGAGAUAUAGCCCAAAUAUCUGCAGGCGGUCACAGGAUACGUAUUGCUUUUAAGUAUCACUCCAUUUAAUGUGAGCAGAGCGAGCCACGCAAUGGGUGGAAACCAUUUACAAAUGACAUGCUUAAUAUGCAGACAAUGACAUGCAAUGGAAACCAGCCAGCUCUUGUUUUCAUUUACUUUUCCCCUUUUCAUUUU
This is a messenger RNA of Danio aesculapii, 5000 nucleotides long. RefSeq names its product leucine-rich repeats and IQ motif containing 1 (gene lrriq1). The record is from RefSeq and is a predicted model, not a curated record. Lineage: Eukaryota; Metazoa; Chordata; Actinopteri; Cypriniformes; Danionidae. Gene Ontology annotation, molecular function: protein binding.